This is a messenger RNA of Hansenula ciferrii, 999 nucleotides long. Its product is annotated as Cell surface glycoprotein. Lineage: Eukaryota; Fungi; Ascomycota; Saccharomycetes; Phaffomycetales; Wickerhamomycetaceae. The coding region runs from base 1 to 999 and encodes 332 amino acids. The transcript has a single exon. The record is from RefSeq and is a predicted model, not a curated record.
AUGAAAUAUCAAGUCUUAACCUCAAUCAUUGCUGCUGCUUCCUUAGUCAGUGCUAAAGCUGCUCCAGUUGCUGAAGCCUUACCAUGGGCCAAUGCUAAUCCUCAAGCUGCUGCUGCUGCUGAUGCUUACGCUGAAGCUUAUGCUGAAGCCAUUGCUAUUGCUCACCCAGAUCCAGAAGCUUAUGCUUUAGCUGCUUCUGCUGAUGAUUGUGCCUCAAUUGCUUGUCACGCUUCAUGUGGUUUAUUAAUUAUUGGUGGUCAAGCUUGUUCUACCAACAGUGAAAACAACUAUAAAGGUCCAUACAACACCUCUUGUUUAUGUACCGAAGGUGGUGACUUCAAAAAAUACUAUGAUCCAUGUAUGGAAUGUGGUUGGACUUUAUGGAAAUAUUAUGGUGUCUAUGUCGAAGAAGCUUUAGCUGCUUGUGAUGGUUUAUCAACUGAACCAACUGGUACUGCAAGAUGUUCAACCACUUUGACUGAUUCUUAUACUCCAGAUUAUAACAUUGAUGGUUGUACUUACUUAGGUAACUGUCCAGAAUCUACUAAAGCUCAAGAAGAAUCAUCAUCAACUCAAGAAGCUUCAACCACUUCUCAAGAACAAACUUCAACCUCUGAACAACAACAAGCUUCUUCCUCCGCAGCACCAGAAGAAACUUCAACCUCUGAACAACAACAAGAAUCAUCAACCUCUGAACAACAACAAGAAUCAUCAUCUCAACAACAACAAGAAACCUCUACUUCUGAACAACAACAAGAAUCAUCUGCUGCUGCUCCAGAAUCAUCUGCUGUUGAACAAACCACUGAACAAGCUUCAUCUGCUGAUCCAUCAUCUACUGCUCAACAAUCAUCAGCCGCUCCAUCAUCAGUUGCUGAACAAACCUCAUCCGCUGCUGAAGCUUCAACUACUGCUGCUGUUUCCACUUUCGAAGGUGCUGCUGCUAAAUUAGCUGGUGCCGGUUCAGCUGUCUUUGCUGUCUUAGUUUCAUUCUUAUUUUGA